This is a messenger RNA of Plasmodium gaboni, 333 nucleotides long. RefSeq names its product putative membrane protein. The annotation marks the transcript as partial. The transcript has a single exon. Lineage: Eukaryota; Apicomplexa; Aconoidasida; Haemosporida; Plasmodiidae. The record is from RefSeq and is a predicted model, not a curated record.
AUGGUUAUUUCUAAUGAGGAGAACAAAAAAAAAUGGAAAUAUAUAAAAGAUGAAAAAGAUAUUUCUUAUUAUGUAAACAUAAAAAAUUCAAAUGAAGAUGUAAAUUAUGAUUUAUGUUCUUCUCUUAAAGAGAAAAGUACAAGCUAUAAAGGGCAACAUCUAAAAAGAGAACAGCUCUGUAAUAAUAAUAAUAAUAUAUAUAAUAAUAAUAAUAUUCAUAGUUGUAAUAAUUUUUGUGUGUCAUCCAACUCUUGUAAUAGCAAAAGAAGUGAAGACAUUUACAAUGAGGAGAAUAAAAAAAAAAAAAAUGAAAAAGAUUUAUUUUAUGAUAAA